AUGUCCAAAGUGGGAGUCACUCAGUUGCAAAAGCGCCUCGAUGGUUUGCUGGCAUUCCUCAAUCCUCACUGGGAUUUCGUCAAUUGCCACAUGGUGAACUACUUGACGGACCAACACUGGACGGUCUUUCUUCCCGAGGCUUUGAGAAGGGAGAUUUCAGGCCAGGAGGAUGUGAAUCUGGCCAUAGAAGACUUAUUUUGGUCUGAAGGAAAUGAAGUAGGAAAAAGAUUCCCAGAAUGGAGGGGUUUCCUGGAGAAAGGCAAGCAGGAACGGCUGGCGUUUCAUCCAGAAUUGCUAACCAAAGUGGAGGAACUGCUCGAGGGACAGGAGAACGCCGCUCAGCUAAGCAUCCGGGAGUUUAUGAGUGCCAAAAAGUGUCACGAGGUGGAACUCACAGCCGCUCUAGUGGACCAUCUCGUGAAGAAUUCCAGGCAAGCCAGCUACAUUGUGGAUGCGGGCGAUGGCAAGGGCUAUCUCUCCUCCCGCCUGGCGCUCCAGUAUGGCCACCGUGUGCUCGGCAUCGAUGCCAAUGCGGAAAACACACAGAACGCCCUCAGCCGCAAUCGCAAACUUCAGCGCGCUUGGAAUGGCCUCACGGAACGAGCGGAGCUGCAGAGCCAAGGAAUCACCCCCAAGAGGCGGGGCAAAAAGUCACCCACCAGGGACACCACAAAGAGCGCUCCCGCCUUGGAAAACUACAAAACAACGGCCAGAUUUAUAACCACCGAACUCAACUUUGGCGCCCUGCUGGGGGAGCAUUUUCAGCAGUUACCACAAGAAGAUAGCCCCAAUAUUUGCCUGACUGGAUUGCACACCUGCGGGAAUCUAGCCGCCACCUGCCUGCAGGUUUUCCAUGCCCAAAAAGACUGCCGGUUGCUGUGCAACAUUGGCUGCUGCUAUCACUUGCUAAGGGAACGCUACUCGCAGCAGGAAUUCUUCGGGAACAAGGGCCUGAUGGACAUGCAAACGGACUACGGAUUCCCGCUGAGUCGGUAUCUCCAGGAGCGGCAAGUGCGCAUGGGUCGCAAUGCCCGGAUGCUGGCGGCCCAGUCAAUAGAACGCACCUUGGAUGCCAAGGAGCUGCCGAACGUAACGCUCUACUAUCGGGCUCUUUUGGAGAUCCUCGUUUGCCGCCAUGCUCCGCAGUUGAAGAACGAACUGCAGGUGGGCAAAGUGCGAAAGUUCGAGAGCUUCCAGGAAUACAUUAAGAAAUGUGCCACAAAAUUGGAUGCUCCUUGGUUGGCUGCCAUCGAGGAGGACGAGCUUCAAUCCCUGCUGCAGGAAUAUGCCCUAGAUAAGCACUAUUUGGACCUGUUCUAUCUGCUGCGCAUGUCCUUUGCUCCUGUACUGGAGAGCUUGAUCCUUCUCGAUCGCCUGCUGUACCUCAAGGAACUCGGCUAUGAACGCAGCUAUCUUAUAGAUUUGUUUGAUCCCGUCAUUUCGCCCAGGCACUUCGCAAUUGUUGCUAUAAAGCCACCGACGUAACUAUUUUGACAUGGAAUAAUGCAUCAAAAGUUUGACAGGGGAAGCCGGUUCUGCGCAAUCGUUAAUUAAUGAUAAGCAUGCAAUAGUUUUGAUACAGUGUACGUAAUAUAUCCAGAUGUAAAUUUCCAGCUUAUGUAAAUCAUAAAAGUUAAAAUCU
Messenger RNA from Drosophila takahashii, 1642 nucleotides. RefSeq names its product probable methyltransferase-like protein 25. NCBI's taxonomy places the organism in Eukaryota, Metazoa, Arthropoda, Insecta, Diptera, Drosophilidae. The record is from RefSeq and is a predicted model, not a curated record.